Molecule: messenger RNA, 7455 nt
Organism: Juglans microcarpa x Juglans regia
Lineage: Eukaryota; Viridiplantae; Streptophyta; Magnoliopsida; Fagales; Juglandaceae
Product: ATP-dependent helicase BRM-like
Biological process (GO): positive regulation of transcription by RNA polymerase II
Cellular component (GO): nucleus
Molecular function (GO): DNA binding; ATP binding; ATP-dependent chromatin remodeler activity
Source: RefSeq, a predicted model, not a curated record
GCCAUGAUCAAGUCGAGACAAGAAAAAUUAAAAAUAGUAAAAGAAAAAGAAAGCCCAUUAGGGCUUGACUGGAGCGUUGGUAGGGGAAUCGGGUGCAAUACCCCCGAGUGAGAGUGUGAGAGAGAUAGAGACAGAGAUAGUCAGAAUCAGCAAUUCCGUUAAGUUCGCGGUCUCUCCGUCGCGGAGAUCCAUCUUCGAUUUCCUCCUAAAAUCCCGCUUUUGAGGGAGCUAGAGAGAGAGAGAGAGAGAGAGAAAUUCAGGGUUUUUUUUUUUGAACGUUGGGAUCGGAGGGCUCAAAAUGGUUUUUUAUUAAAAAUUGGAGGGAUUUUGGGUUUCGCGGGUUCUUUUUUUCCCAACUCUGAAUUUUCUUAAAAAAAAAAAAGAUUCUUUUUGUGGUGGAUUUGGUUUGAUUUUGCAUGCAAUCCGGUGGUGGAGGUGGCGGUGGGCCCAGCCGGAUGGGCCCGGCAGGGCGGGCGGCAUCAACUUCAUCUGCUGCGUCACCGUCCUCGUCCUCUUCGGCCGUGUCCACACCGCACUUGGGGUUCGAUUCGAUGCAGCAGCAGAUAGGGUCCAGGCAGUCAUUACAACAACAGUUGCAUAGAAAAACUGAAGGCAAUGAAGCCCUUCUAGCAUAUCGAGCUAGUCUCCAAGGAGUUAUGGCAGGGAACAAUUUCAAUUCAUCUCCUGGUUCUAUGCAGCUGCCUCAACAGUCUAGGAAACUCAUUGAGUUGACUCAACAGCAUGGUUCCUCUCAUGAGGGCCCACAUAGGGGUCAAGCUGUUGAGCCACAAGUGCCAAAUCCAGUCCAUCAAGCUUAUCUUCAGUAUGCUUUCCAGGCUGCUCAACAAAAGUCGGCGCUGGCCUUGCAGUCACAGCAGCAUGCUAAGAUGGGAAUAUUGGGCCCUCCAUCUGGGAAGGACCAGGGCAUGCGAAUGGGGAAUCCUAAAAUGCAGGAUCUCAUUUCCAUGCAGGCGCAUACUCAGGCUCAGGUGUCGACAUCAAAAAACUCAUCUGAACAAUUUGGUCGUGGUGAAAAGCAGAUGGAUCAAGGACAACAAUCAGCCUCUGAGCAGGGGACUGAGCCAAAGCCUUCAACCCAGGCAACAGGUACUGGGCAUUUAAUACCCGGAAAUAUGGUGAGGCCUUUGCAAGCAUCACAAGCUCAGCAGAAUAUCCAAAACAUGGCAAACAACCAGCUCGCGAUGUCUGCCCAGUUGCAGGCAAUGCAUUCAUGGGCACUUGAGCGUAAUAUUGAUCUCUCACUGCCUGCAAAUGCCAACUUGAUGGCGCAGCUCAUUCCAAUGAUACAAUCUAGGAUGGUUACACAGCAAAAACCAAAUGAAAGUAACAUGGGUGCACAGUCAACAUCUGUUCUGGUGUCAAAACAGCAGGUCACCUCUCCACUAGUUGCCAAUGAGAGUUCUCCCCAUGCUAAUUCAUCAAGUGAUUUAUCUGGUCAGUCUGGAUCUGCAAAGGCUAGGCAGACUGCUUCUCCCAGCCCUUUUGGUUCAACGUCAAAUGCUGGCAUUGUCAAACAUGCUAACAACACUGCAUUGCAGCAGUUUUCUACUCAUGGCAGAGAGAAUCAGGUCCCUUCUAGACAGCCUGCUGUGAUUGGUAAUGGAAUGCCUCCAAUGCAUCCCCCCCAGUCAUCUCCCAACAUGAGCCAGGGCGUUGAUCAUUCUAGUGUGAAAAAUUCAAUAAGUAGCCCUGAAGCACUCCAGAUGCAGUACCUCAGGCAAUCAAAUCAAACUUCUCCACAAGCUGUAGUUCCUACUAAUGAUGGGGCCUCUAACAACAAUAUCGUUUCACAAGGUGGAUCGACUAUUCAGACACCUCAGCAGCGCUUUGGAUUCACCAAGCAGCAAUUGCAUGUUCUUAAAGCACAAAUCCUAGCAUUUAGACGGCUAAAGAAAGGAGACCCUGGUCUCCCCCAAGAACUUCUUCGGGCGAUUGCUCCACCACCCCUUGAUCUUCAGCUGCAGCAGAAACUGCCCCCCAUGGGAGGAAAUAAUCAGGAUAAAUCUGAUGGGAAUAUUGUGGCUGACUAUCCGAGGCAUAUGGAGUCCAAUGAGAAAACUGCACAUGCUGUCGUGUCAAUUAAUGGACAAAGUUUCCUAACAGAGGAAGCUUUUGCGGGAGAAGAGAAAGCAACCGUCACCACAGCUCAUAUGCAAGGUGUGCCAGUUGUAAUGAAGGAUCCUCCACCAGUAGUGUCUGCUGGAAAAGAUGAGCAGCAAUCCACUGUACAGUCUGUUAAGUCAGACCAGGAUGUUGAACAUGGUAUUCAUAGGCCUCCAGUUAGAAGUGAUUUUCCAGCAGAUAGGGGAAAGUCUAUUGCACCACAGGGAGCUGUAUCUGAUGCAGCGCAAGUUAAGAAACCUGCACAACCGAGCACUGCUCCUCAACCAAAAGACAUUGGAUCCACCAGAAAGUAUCAUGGACCCCUAUUUGAUUUCCCCUUUUUCACCAGGAAACAUGACUCCUUUGGAUCGGCCAUGAUGGUUAAUAACAAUAAUCAUCUAACAUUGGCAUAUGAUGUCAAAGACCUUCUCUUUGAGGAAGGCAUGGAAGUGCUUACCAAGAAAAGAUCCGAAAAUUUAAGAAAGAUUGGUGGUCUACUGGCAGUAAACUUAGAGAGGAAAAGGAUUAGGCCGGAUCUUGUCUUGAGGUUGCAAAUUGAAGAGAAAAAGCUUCGACUUUUAGAUCUACAGGCCCGGUUAAGGGAUGAAAUUGAUCAACAGCAACAGGAGAUAAUGGCAAUGCCCGACAGGCCAUAUAGGAAGUUUGUCCGACUGUGUGAGCGUCAGCGUAUGGAACUCACCAGACAAGUACAGGCCUCUCAGAAAGCUGUGAGAGAGAAGCAACUGAAAUCCACCUUCCAGUGGCGUAAGAAGCUUCUUGAGACUCACUGGGCCAUCCGUGAUGCACGGACUGCACGUAAUAGGGGAGUUGCCAAAUAUCACGAGAGAAUGUUGAGGGAGUUUUCAAAAAGAAAGGAUGAUGAUAGGAAUAAGAGGAUGGAGGCAUUGAAGAAUAAUGACGUCGAAAGAUAUAGGGAGAUGUUGCUGGAGCAGCAGACAAGCAUCCCAGGUGAGGCCGCAGAGAGAUAUGCUGUUCUCUCAUCGUUCUUGACUCAGACAGAAGAAUAUCUACAUAAACUGGGAAAUAAAAUAACUGCUGCCAAAAAUCAACAGGAGGUGGAGGAGGCAGCAAAUGCUGCUGCAGUAGCUGCACGAUUGCAGGGUCUCUCCGAAGAAGAGGUUAGGGCAGCUGCAGCAUGUGCUGGGGAGGAAGUAAUGAUAAGAAAUCAGUUCAUGGAAAUGAAUGCACCUAAGGAUAGUUCAUCUGUUAGCAAGUACUAUACUCUUGCCCAUGCUGUGAAUGAAAGGGUCGUGAGGCAACCCUCAAUGCUUCGUACUGGAACCUUAAGAGACUAUCAACUUGUUGGGUUGCAAUGGAUGCUAUCUUUAUAUAACAAUAAAUUAAAUGGAAUCUUGGCAGAUGAGAUGGGUCUUGGGAAGACUGUACAGGUAAUGGCAUUGAUAGCUUACUUGAUGGAGUUCAAAGGGAACUAUGGCCCACAUCUCAUAAUAGUUCCAAAUGCUGUUCUGGUAAACUGGAAGAGCGAGCUCCAUAGUUGGCUGCCAUCUGUGUCAUGCAUUUAUUAUGUUGGUGGGAAGGAUCAACGAUCAAAAUUAUUUUCUCAAGAGGUUUCUGCUCUGAAAUUUAAUAUCCUUGUGACAACAUAUGAGUUCAUAAUGUAUGAUCGUUCAAAACUUUCAAAAAUUGACUGGAAGUAUAUCAUAAUUGAUGAAGCACAACGAAUGAAGGAUAGGGAGUCGGUUUUAGCACGUGAUCUUGAUAGAUAUCGCUGCCAGAGGCGCCUGCUACUGACUGGGACACCGUUACAGAAUGAUUUGAAGGAACUCUGGUCACUCUUGAAUCUACUUCUUCCAGAAGUCUUUGAUAAUCGGAAAGCAUUUCAUGAUUGGUUCUCAAAACCCUUUCAGAAGGAAGGUCCUACGCAGAAUGCAGAGGAUGACUGGCUGGAGACUGAAAAAAAGGUUAUCAUCAUCCACCGACUUCAUCAAAUUCUAGAGCCCUUUAUGCUUAGGCGUCGUGUUGAAGAUGUGGAAGGCUCACUUCCGCCUAAGGUUUCCAUAGUUUUAAGAUGCAGGAUGUCAGCUAUUCAGAGUGCCAUUUAUGAUUGGAUCAAAUCCACUGGUACUCUUCACGUUGAUCCUGAAGAUGAAAAGCGCAGGGUUCAAAAAAACCCAAAUUACCAGGCUAAGGUGUAUAGAACUCUAAAUAACAGAUGUAUGGAGCUUCGUAAAGCCUGCAAUCAUCCUUUGCUCAAUUACCCAUAUUUCAAUGACUUCUCUAAGGAUUUUCUUGUAAGAUCAUGUGGAAAAUUGUGGAUCAUGGAUCGGAUUCUUAUUAAACUUCAGAGAACAGGGCAUCGAGUACUGCUCUUUAGUACCAUGACAAAACUCCUUGAUAUAUUGGAGGAAUACUUGCAAUGGCGACGGCUUAUCUAUAGACGAAUUGAUGGAACAACUAGUUUAGAAGAUCGUGAAUCUGCGAUUGUGGACUUUAAUAGCCCAGACUCUGACUGCUUCAUUUUCCUGCUUAGUAUUCGUGCAGCUGGUAGAGGUCUUAAUCUUCAAUCUGCUGACACAGUUAUCAUAUAUGAUCCCGAUCCAAACCCUAAAAAUGAGGAACAGGCAGUUGCUAGAGCCCACCGUAUUGGACAGACUAGAGAAGUCAAAGUGAUUUAUAUGGAAGCAGUUGUUGACAAAAUCUCUAGCCAUCAGAAGGAAGACGAACUAAGAAAUGGAGGUACUGUUGAUAUGGAGGAUGACCUUGCUGGUAAGGAUCGUUAUAUGGGGUCUAUUGAGAGCCUGAUAAGAAACAACAUUCAACAAUAUAAAAUUGAUAUGGCUGAUGAGGUUAUCAAUGCUGGGCGCUUUGACCAGAGAACAACACAUGAAGAGAGACGCCUGACGCUCGAGACAUUAUUGCAUGAUGAGGAGAGGUAUCAAGAAACUCUCCAUGAUGUUCCCUCACUGCAAGAGGUCAAUCGCAUGAUUGCCAGGAGCAAAGAGGAAGUUGAAUUGUUUGAUCAAAUGGAUGAGGAACUAGAUUGGGCUGAAGACAUGACACGGUAUGACGAGGUACCUAAGUGGCUUCGAGCAAGUACUCGAGAAGUAAAUUCCACUGUUGCAGCUCUUUCAAAAAGGCCAUCAAAAAACACUUUAUUGGCUAGUAAUGUUGGCAUGGAAUCUAGUGAAGUGGGUUCUGAUUCAUCUCCAAAAACUGAGAGGAAAAGGGACGGCCCAAAGGAAGAAAGAAUCAAUUACAAGGAAUUGGAUGAUGAAAAUGGGGAAUACUCUGAAGCAAGUUCAGAUGAGAGAAAUGGAUACUCUAUACAUGAAGAAGAGGGAGAAAUUGGAGAGUUUGAAGAGGAUGAAUUUGGUGGUGCUGUUGAGGGACCACUAAUUAAUAAAGACCAAUCGGAAGAGGAGGGCCCAGUUUGUGGUGGUGAGUUUGAGUAUCCCCAGGCUUCAGAAAGCACAAAAAACAACCCUAUGCUGGAAGAAGCAGGUUCCUUGGGAUCAUCGUCAGACAGUCAAAGAUUGACACAAAUGGUAUCACCUUCCGUUUCUUCCCAGAAAUUUGGUUCCCUGUCUGCUUUAGAUGCUAGGCCAGGUUCUCUCUCAAAAAGGCUGCCAGAUGAACUAGAGGAAGGGGAAAUUGCAGUGUCUGGAGAUUCUCACAUGGAUCACCAACAAUCUGGAAGCUGGAUUCAUGACCGUGAUGACGGUGAGGAAGAGCAGGUUUUGCAGCCCAAAAUAAAACGAAAACGCAGUCUUCGGGUCCGUCCUCGUCAUACAAUGGAAAGGCCAGAGGAGAAGUCUGGCAAUGAAAUACAAUCUUUCGAGCAUGGAGAUUCAUCUCUGUUGCCAUUGCAAGCGGAAAAUAAGUAUCAAGCGCUGUUAAGAACUGACCCUGGAACAAAACCGUAUGGAGAGUCCAGUGCUUCUAAGCAUGAUCAAAAUGACUCAUCCUCAAAAAUUAGGCGAAAUUUGCCAUCAAGGAGAAUCGCUAAUGCAUCAAAAUUGCAUGCUUCGCCAAAAUCUAGCAGAUUAAAUUGUAUGUCUGCUCCUGCAGAAGAUGCUGCCGAACAGUCAAGAGAGAGUUGGGAUGCUAAAGUUACGGAUUCAAGGGGGACAAAAACAUUUGGCACUAAGAUGCCUGACAGCAUCCAGAGAAGGUGCAAGAGUGUAAUUAGCAAGCUCCAAAGGAAAAUCGGUAAGGAAGGUCCUCAAAUUAUACCUUUGCUAACUGAUUUGUGGAAGAGGAUUGAGAAUGCUGGGUACAUGGGUGGAUCGGGAAAUAAUAUUUUGGAUUUACGAAAGAUCGAUCAGCGUAUUGACAGAUUGGAGUAUAGUGGAGUGAUGGAGCUUGUGUUGGAUGUGCAGUUCAUGUUGAAAAGUGCAAUGCAUUUUUAUGGCUUCUCACAUGAGGUGAGAUCUGAAGCAAGGAAAGUGCAUGAUCUUUUUGAUAUCUUGAAGAUUGCAUUUCCCGACACAGAUUUUCGAGAAGCCAGAAAUGCGCUCUCCUUUUCGGGUACAUUUUCUACAACUUCUGCUGCUUCCCCAAGACAAGCAACUGUUGGCCCAAGCAAGAGACAGAAGUUGGUAAAUGAGGUGGAACCUGACACGUGCCUUCCACAGAAGGUACUGCAACGUGGGAAAAUAUCCAGCGGGGAAGACUCAAGAAUCAGAAGCCAUAUUCCCCAGAAGGAUUCAAGGCUUGGGGCUGGAAUUGGCAGUAGUCGGGAGCAAUGUCAGCAGGAUGAUCCUCCACUUCUUACUCAUCCAGGAGAGCUGGUAAUCUGUAAGAAGAAGAGAAAAGACCGGGAGAAAUCAGUGGUGAAGCCUAGAACUGGAUCAGUUGGCCCUGUUUCACCACCUAGCAUGGGUCGCGGUAUGAGAAGUCCAGGUCCAAGUUCAGUGCCCAAGGACACGAGACAGACCCAACAAACCACCCAUCCGCAAGGAUGGACCAAUCAGCCUGGUACUGCUCAACCGACGAAUGGGGAUGGAGGGACUGUUGGUUGGGCAAAUCCUGUAAAGCGGUUGAGGACAGAUUCUGGGAAAAGAAGGCCGAGCCAUGUAUGACUUAAUUUUAGAUGAGGUAAUGCAAAAAUUUAUUCCUAGUUAGUUCAGGUGCUUGGUAGAGGCCCUCCCAUCUUUGCCUGUACUUGAGCAAUUGGCUACUGUUAAUAAUAGAAUAGGUCUUUGUUCCUCCAUUGUAUCUCGCAGGCCCUCGCCAUGCUUCAAAAUCAAAUAGUUUUUUUUUUUUUUGUAUCUGCUCCUUGCAGAUAUUAUGGAUGGCCCCUGAUGGCUGAAACCUUUUGUAAAGUAUAGAUUUUGUUGUUUCAUACAA